AUGGCCACGACCUCAGGUGAACACGGCAGAGGGAAGCACGAACCCCAAUACGAGCUUCCAACCGCUGAAACGCUCAGAGAAGCAGGCGACCUCAUUGUAAAAGACGAGAAAGGCAACGAAGUCCUAUUCAAGUCCUUGUACGAGGACAGAAGUGGCUCUCAGAAUCUCACAAUUUUCAUCCGUCAUUACUUCUGUGGUUCCUGCGAAGAUUACAUCCGAACCAUAAGCCAGGAGCUACCACCGUCCCUCCUCUCGUCCAGCACGCCCAGGACCAACCUGACCAUUAUCGGCUGCGGCGACGUGACCCCCAUACCCUCCUGGCGCACCCGCACCAUGCACAACAUCCUUGGCGCAGACACCGGCUUCCCGGUCUACACAGAUCCUUCGCGCAAACUAUACGCUAAACUAGGCAUGCUCUCCAGCAUGAGCACCGGAGACAGCACACCAUCGUAUGUGAAGCAAGGGCCGGUGAAGACGGCUUUGCUCUCCAUGAAGGCCGCCAUGAUGGAUCCGACGAAUGUCUUUUCCGGCGGUAGUCCAUCGCAGCUGGGUGGCGAGAUGUUGUUUGUGGAGGGUGAGGUGGUGUGGUUCAAGCGGAUGCGGCAUGCGCAGGACCAUGCGGAGGUGGCGGAGUUGAAGGAGGUGCUUGGGUUGCAGUGA
This is a messenger RNA of Saxophila tyrrhenica, 660 nucleotides long. RefSeq lists its product as uncharacterized. NCBI's taxonomy places the organism in Eukaryota, Fungi, Ascomycota, Dothideomycetes, Mycosphaerellales, Extremaceae. The transcript has 2 exons. The record is from RefSeq and is a predicted model, not a curated record. The coding region runs from base 1 to 660 and encodes 219 amino acids.